UCCUGGGACACUACUUCUGUCGAAUCUACAUCACUGGACUAUUUCUACCUCCUCACUAAAGAUAGUCACAAAUGAAGCCAAAUACAAGCUUGAGAGUGAGCUCUAAGAAUGAGAAGCAAAGUUACAUGGCAGAGAAGAAACUUUCCUUCAGCUGUUCCAUAAGAUGAAUGGAUGUGCAGCAGCACUGUCUGGAGGAAUCUCUUUAUGCUUGUGAAUUGUAAAACAGCUGGAACCAUCCCACACAGUCAUCUACCUAUUUGACACCUGAAAUUAGUCCUUUGAAUUAUUCAUUCAUGAUUCCCAUGAACAAUGCAGGGAAAUAAGAAACAUACAGAAGGACAUAGUGACUCCUCAAGUAUUGGGAGUCUCCUGGAUGAUGCAGACAGAGAGGUGAGCAGCCUCACAGACCGGGCCUUCAAAAGUUUGUGUGUGGCAGAACUUGAAGACUCUUACAAUGAACCAGAUCUUGCCAUUUCACCUGAUUUUGCCCUCCAGUUUUCUGCUAAAUUUCACCCAGGGACAUUAAACCAUGCUAUCAAGAAAAGCAAUGUCUGUAACAAGCUAACAGCAAGAAACAAUGAACAUACAAUAUGGGCUUCCACAUUCCAGCAGUUACCAAAGUGUCCUCCAGAGGAGAAGAAGAUCACUAAAAAUAACACCUUUGCCUCAGAAAGAAAAAAGCUGAAUUUGCCAGUCCCUGGUCCACGGAACAAUAAGCAUGUUUCAAAAGUGUCCUCGUUGAUUAAGACAUUUGAUAAGACUGCAGACCGAGGGUCAGGAGGAUCCCUGAUAGCCAUUAAGCAGCCCAUUAAGAAUAGCUUUCAAAAAUGUAAAUUAAAUCAUGGAAAUGACAUGGCUUGCUGGGAUGACACACACUUUUUAAAUAUCCACAAGGAACUCUCUGAAUUUUCAGAGGUUAGUCAAGGUAGCCGCUGUCUCGGUGCCAAACAUGAGUCACAGAAGAGACCUAAUAAAAUAGACCUGAGUUACUGUGGCUCUGAUGAUUAUUAUCCUAUGCUGAUUGAGAUGUCAAAAGUAGCCAAGUCAAAUUUUUCCCGUUCUUCUAAAAAAGCUUUAAAAAACAGAAGUGUGAAAGUUAGUGAGCCAGCAAAAAAAGGUAAUUUUCUUCACAGUGAGAACAGUGCUUUUGAGUCAUGGAAUGUUCAUCAUAAAAAAUUGACUGAAAAGGAGGAAUUUGUGGAUACAAAAAUUAAAAAGGAAGGUCUUACGUACCUGGAAGAAGCACCAUUUAUUAAAGGAUCCCACACACAUGAACAUAAUUUGCCACCUGUCAAGACCAUUGUUGCUAAGACGCAGGAGAAAGAUUUUCAGCUGAAGCCAGCUCCACCAGAAGCUGCUUUCAGCAUCCCUCUCGCAACUGCAUCUGUACCUCAGGGCCCCCUCCCUUCGGAAUCCAAAUUUCCUGCUGCUCUCCCUCCCACACCCUCUCCUAGGAUUCACACUCACCAGGGUUCACCUGGGCCACCUCAUCUCCCACAAAUGCAUCCUCUUCCACCCUCCACCCAGCAGGGCCAUCCCCUAACGCCACCUACCCCUCCAGUGCCACCACCCCCAGCACCAGCUCACCUUUCCCCCCAUGCCACGUCCCAAGCUUCUGUCUCACCCCAGUCCAUGUCCUACAGGGUGGUUUCACACUCACCUGCAUCCCAGGCACUGAGCCCACCUCCACCAGGACCUGUGGCCUCCGUAACUGAAGAGGAGACCCUCAGUCCUCAGCUGGGCAGUACCUGUCCACCCUGGAGGAGACAGAGGGCUAUGAAAGAGGCAGCAGAGAAGAGACAGACUUCACAGGAGUUCACAGCCACUGAUGAGACUUGCUCAUUGUCGGAGAAGGUGAUUGUUGCUGAACCUGGUCUGGACGUGGCUCCUCUGGCUAAACAGGUCAACUCCCCUGGGUCAAUCAGUCCCUCUUUCAACAUCACUGAACUCUUAACACCCAUCAUACCGCCAAAACAGGAGGCAGACACUACUGAAAGUGAGCUGAUCCCGCUGACACCUCUUCCCACUGAUAGCAUGUCGAGAGAGCAGGAGGGGAGCACGUUUGACGAUUACAGGUCUCGUGAUAGUUACAAAGCAAAAGCAUCGAGUCUGUUGUUCAACCUGAAGGACGUGCGUAAACGUGUUAAAAGCAUUUAUACCCCUUCUCCCCUGUUGAAGGCCUUGGAAGAGAAAAAUAAAGCUAGGGAAAAUACACAGGAGAGUACAAAAAUGAAUUCCUCACUCUCAGCUCUACAAGAGAAAAGUAAUAAAAAUAUUGCAGAAAAAGAUGAAUCAAGUGGUAUAACCUCUGUAUUGUCUGGAAACAUUCACAAAAGGGACAAUAAAACUGAUUUAACUGGACACGUUACAGACAAUUACCUGACUUUGAGUUCACCCCAGACAACAGCAGACCUUUUAUUUUACCAAGCUGGAGACAACUUGCAGCAAGAUGAUUCAAAACACAAAGAUCUGGUUACAAAUGUGAGAGAGAAUGAAAACUUCCCCUUGCUCAGACAUGAAUCAAAUGAACCUGGUUUAAGAAAACAUCUACAGAACCCAGCACUGAAACCAUGCAGUAGAGACAAUGCAGAUACAACAGUUGGACAGCCCAUGCACAAUGCCAACGUCCAGAGUGAGGAAAUGGAGAGACAAGUUACUAUUCAAAAUGAAAAAUUUGCCUUCAGAGCAUUCUCAAACCAACUCUCAGCAGCACAGGAUGUGCCUUGCAGUGAUACCCAAACCAAUAUGAUGAUACCUGACCAUGAAGCCCAAGGCAAGAGAAGCAGUAGUUCAUCAGAGCAGUCUUUCGUCUCCACAGUAGAGCAGCCACUUCAGGAGGAGCCGUUGCCUCCAGGUCCACUGAUACAGAAGGCAGGCCCUCAAGAAAGCCAGAGGACUAAAAGUGAAAUGGGUACAGACAGUAAGGAAAGCCACAGAGAGAGAGGGGAAGAGGCUGGGGAAGAUGAACUGCAAAAUUAUGCUUGUAUCAGCUCUAGUACUGGUGCAGCAGAGAAGAGAGAGGGGAAGGUUACUGGGAUUGAACAGAAGAGCCUGGUGAAAGAGAAACUAAGGGGAGAGAAAAGGGAAGAGGCCAACAGCAUGGAUUCUGCUUCUGACAGUCUAAGGGACAUGUCCAUUCCCAGGUCUGAGGAACCACAAACUCCACCAUCUUCAAGCUCAACCAAACCCAGUUUGUUUCUGAUUAAAGAUAACACAUUCAGGUCACCUCAGGUAAUAAGGACUGUCAAGCUGCCUCUGUUGAGAUCCUUUUCCCUGGAUGAUACAGUGAGCAGCAGCUAUAAGGAAAUGGUAAGUAGGUUUGUGCUCCCUGCAGAUCAGAGGAAGCAGCACAGAAAUAUGGUGCAUGCCCAGGAAGCAGGCUGGUGGGCAUCAAGGCACAGAGGACGGCAGAACGUGAAGGAUGGAGCAACCGAUGGAGGGAAAGAGGCCAGUGAGCCUGGAUCUACUCCAGCAACAUUGGAUCCCAGGCUUCUGGAAGAUACAGAGAGCUUUUCGUCAGGGAGGCAGAUGAAGGAAGAUGAAGAGAUUUAUGCUGUGUUAAAUAAAGUUGGGAAAAUGAAUGAGGAAAGUGUCUGCAGAAAGAAAGGGAAGCCCCAGACUAGGAAGGCAAGACACAGCUUAACACAGCCAAAUUUAGGUCUGGAAAAUGACCAAGCACAAAACAAUCCCAGCUAUCCCUCAGAAAGAAAGAUUAAUUACUUUAAGAAUCAUCAUUUAUCUAGUCGCAGAGGUGGCUCUUGUGCAAAGAAAAUAAUCACUAGAGAGGCAAUUUCUCCUGUAACUGGCUCCAUAUCAGAGGACCAUAUGUAUUCUCCUGUAUCGCAUGAAGCUUUAGAGAACAGCCUACAUACAGAAUGUGCAUCAGUCUUUUUAGACGAUCUCUCAUGCUCUGCUGUUAUAAGCCCCAGGUCAGGCAGCACGAUGCACUCUCUUGCUGCCAGUUCAUCGUCAGACAAACCAACAGUUUCUAGCCUUGGAGAGACAGGGGAUAUUAUAAACCCUGCCUUGCUGAACAUGGCACUAAAGAGACAAGCUGAUAUGUCUGCAGAAGAGAUACUUGAUUCGGCACAGAAGAAUCCGCUCUCCGAUUCAGGGGAAGCUGAGAGGCUGGAGCCCAAGGAACUCGAAGAGAGGGCAGCAGGCAAGCCUCCUGCUGUACCACCCAAAACAGAAAAGGCUCUGAGGCGGGCCAAAAAGCUGGCAAGCAGGAGAAAGAAAAUGCAAGAGCAGCAGAAAAGCCAUCAGACUGAGCAUAGAGAUGCUGUAGGGAGAAAGCCUUCUCAUUCUGGACAGACAUUAACAUCUCCUUCACCCUUGGGGUAUUCUCCUCUCCAUCCCACCCCUCCCUCAACUUUUCCCCCCAUAGAAACCAGUACAGGAAGACCCAAUGGUACACCAGCAGUAAGCACUUCAACCUCUUCAACCCAGCGUAAGCUCCUCCAAGACCCUGACUCUGGUCAAUACUAUGUAGUUGAUUUACCAUCUGAAGUUAAUUUAAAGACAUUUUAUGACCCAGAAACUGGCAAAUAUGUUCAAGUUUCAAUCCCUUCCUCAGAAGGGAACUUAUACCAGCCAUCCUCUUCAGAAAUUAUGAAUUCUCCCUAUGUCCCCUACCCUAGAGUGCUGCCUUUACCAGCUUCAUCUGUAGCAGUGCUGAAGUCACCUUCUCAGCUCUCUGAACCUACCUGGUUAGUGCCAGCUGUACUAGGAGAAGCAACUGAGCUACCUGAAGAUGGACAUCAGGACUACAGGUACACUGAAUCUGUGGAUGCUCAGACCUAUAUUGAACCAGCCUCCUACAGUCAAAAUGCUGAAGAAACUCCAGUUAGCUUAGCAAAGGACAUAAGCCCAACCCCAAACACUGACCUAGUGUCCCUCACUGAUAUAGCUGAUUUUGCUGCUGAAGGAGUAUCUUGAAACCUGAAGUAACAAAAUAUGCCAGCUAGUGUUUCUAAGAACUGUUUGGACAGA
This is a messenger RNA of Colius striatus (speckled mousebird), 4992 nucleotides long. RefSeq names its product chromosome 8 C10orf71 homolog (gene C8H10orf71). Gene Ontology annotation, biological process: positive regulation of calcineurin-NFAT signaling cascade. The transcript is spliced from 2 exons. The record is from RefSeq and is a predicted model, not a curated record. Lineage: Eukaryota; Metazoa; Chordata; Aves; Coliiformes; Coliidae. Gene Ontology annotation, cellular component: Z disc. The coding region runs from base 310 to 4938 and encodes 1542 amino acids.